Phalaenopsis equestris is the source of this 1742-nucleotide messenger RNA. RefSeq names its product putative protease Do-like 14. Lineage: Eukaryota; Viridiplantae; Streptophyta; Magnoliopsida; Asparagales; Orchidaceae. The record is from RefSeq and is a predicted model, not a curated record. Gene Ontology annotation, biological process: proteolysis. Gene Ontology annotation, molecular function: serine-type endopeptidase activity; protein binding.
CGCCCUCGCGCUAGCCCUCUCCGAUUUUCGGCAGAAGUACGCACGAACGGAGGACCCAUCGUAUCUCUUCGGUUUUUGCCCAGCACACUGCGGUUCUCUUUCUCUCACAAUUUGACCAGCCCCAGCUUCGCCAAUCGUUCCUCCCUUCCCGGUGAUUUACGCUCAGCCUCCGCCUUCCCUCUUACCCCGGGCAAGCCUAGAUCUUCGCUGGAUCUUGCUCACACAAUCACCUCUGCUAGAGUGCAUUUCAUAUCAUUUGGGAGGUCGCAGUAUUGUACGACAAGUCAAUUGCCCAAUUUGUCUAAUGAGCUCAUUAUGCUGCGCCACGUUGUCUCCCACACCUCUCGUCGAUGCGCUGCUGUUGGAAUCAUCAUUUUAGCUGCCACCUCUGACUCCUUGGAUGAAAAUAACUCUUCUCUUACACGAGCACCGAUUUCUUUUACCCCCAUUCUUCGUCAACUCUUCUUCCAUCCAACAGAUUUUGCAUUGCAGGGUUUUGCUUCUUCGUUCCUCUUCUCUAGUCCCGUCGGAGUCUCCUUUUCUUUUGGGAUUGGUUCUGUUUCACCUGAUAAUUCAAAAAAGGAAGAAUCUCGAGGAGAUGAGGUUGAAGUUAGGUGUGGCCCAGGAUGUCUGGGAAGAGAUGCUAUUGCUAAUGCUGCUGCCACUGCAGGUCCCUCGGUUGUCAAUAUAUCCGUUUCAAGAGGCAUUCACGGUUUGACUCUUGGAAAGAGUAAGGGAUCAGGAACUAUCAUUGAUUCGGAUGGCACUAUCCUGACAUGCGCUCAUGUUGUGGUAGAUUUUGAGGGCAUGAAAAGCAUCUCUAAGGGAAAGGUUGAUGUGACCUUACAAGAUGGAAGAGAAUUUCAGGGCGAUGUGGUUAGUGCUGAUAUCCAUUCUGACAUUGCUGUUGUGAAGAUCAAGUCUAAAACUCCACUACCAUCGGCAAAGAUUGGUUCUUCACGCAAACUUCGUCCAGGUGAUUGGGUUCUUGCUAUGGGCUGUCCGCUUUCCCUUCAAAACACAGUUACUGCUGGCAUAGUGAGCUGCGUUGAUCGAAAAAGCAGUGAUUUAGGUAUCGGUGGGAUUCGACAAGAAUAUUUACAGACAGAUUGUGCAGUCAAUGAGGGCAACUCUGGCGGGCCUCUUGUAAAUCUUGAUGGUGAGGUUGUAGGAAUAAAUAUUUUGAAAGUAUUGAAUGCAGAUGGAGUGAGCUUUGCAGUUCCCAUUGAUGUGGCUGUUAAAAUAAUGGAGAACUUGUUGGAAAGAGGAAGAGUUAUCCGACCUUGGCUAGGGCUAAAAAUGCUUGACCUUAAUGAUAUGGUCAUUUCACAGCUCAAAGAAAGAGAUUCAACAUUUCCAAAUGUCAUCAGAGGCGUUCUGAUACUUAUGGUUACUCCAGGAUCUCCAGCUGAACAAGCUGGAUUUCUGCCAGGUGAUGUAGUUGCUGAAUUUGAUGGCAAGCCUAUUUCGAGUAUAAAGGAGAUCAUAGAGAAAAUGGGAGAUAAGUUGGGCGUGCCGAUCAAAGUCACAGUUAAUCGAGCAAAUGACAAAGUGGCUGAUUUGACUGUUGUGCCGGAAGAGGCUAGCUAUGGUAGAUGAUCCAUUUUUCCUCGACCAAAAUUUCCAAGGUAAGCUUUUUGUUGAACUCCUCCUGAUGCCAUAUUAAAGGUUUACAAAACUUGCAAGGUGUAACAUAGAACAUAGAGUGAUUCUACAAUCUCCAAUUAGAUAUAAAAUUUUGA